This is a messenger RNA of Penicillium soppii, 1905 nucleotides long. RefSeq lists its product as uncharacterized. NCBI's taxonomy places the organism in Eukaryota, Fungi, Ascomycota, Eurotiomycetes, Eurotiales, Aspergillaceae. The coding region runs from base 1 to 1905 and encodes 634 amino acids. The transcript has 5 exons. Gene Ontology annotation, molecular function: hydrolase activity, acting on ester bonds. The record is from RefSeq and is a predicted model, not a curated record.
AUGGGUUUCAAGACGCUUCCAGGUAUCGUUCUCGCGGUGCUGUUGGGAAGUAGCCCGGUGUCGGGUGGAUCUUUGAAGGACAUCGAGCAUGUAGUCAUCUUCAUGCAGGAAAAUCGGUCGUGGGACACUUAUUUCGGUACAAUGGCUGGAGUCCGGGGCUUCAAUGAUCCCAAUGUUCAAGUCAAUCCCGACGGCAACUCGGUCUGGCACCAAGUAGUCGAUCCCGCACAGUCCAGUAAAACCAAGUCUUUGUUGCCCUGGUACUUGGGCCAACAGGGCGGAGAUUGGCAUGAUGCUAUUCAGUGCAUGGUUGCGGGUAGUAAUGGCUAUCAAGAGAACCAGCAGUCUCUGAACAAUGGUUCAAACAAUCAUUGGGUUACUAAAAACACACCUUGGAGCUGGGGCUACUUGAAGCGGCAGGACAUACCUGUUCAAUAUGCUAUUGCCGAAGGAUGGACAGCAGGAGAUAUGUAUCAGGAAAGCCAAAUUACCGCCACCAACCCUAACCGGGUAACUCUAGUAAGCGGCUCUAUCAAUGUACCCGGGAGCCCACAAAACAAAGAUGAGGGAGGUGUUUACAUCGACAACAACGAAGUUCCAGGCUGUGACGAUCACGGUAUCAACUGCUACCCACUCAAGUGGAAGACAGUCUAUGAUUUCUACGAGGAAGCUGGGGUCUCUUGGCAACUCUACCAAGAUAAGAAUAACUUCGACGACAACCCUUUAGCUUGGUUCCAGCAGUUCCAAAAUGCACCUCAGAACAGCCCCCUCGCUAAAAAGGGCAUGUCAUUCGUUGGCCUUGAUGCCUUUUAUCAGGCCGCUGCUAACGGCACCUUGCCCGAGGUCAGCUUCAUUGUUGGUCCAGCUGAGUUGUCUGAGCACCCACCCUAUAUGCCCAAAGAUGGAGCUUGGCUUCAAAAGAAAGUUGUGGACGCAGUAACCAACAGUCCCAAGUACAAUUCCACUCUUUUGAUGAUCAGCUACGAUGAGACAGGUGGCUUUGGCGAUCAUGUCACUCCAUUCCAUUCUCCCAGAGACACUCCAGGAGAAUGGAUGGAGGAUCCUUUGGGUCUAUUUUCGGAUAUUUUCGUUGGUCCGGGAUUCAGAGUACCUUUCUACAUGAUCUCUCCGUGGACCCGAGGAAGCCGCGUUUUCACCGAGAGAGCAGACCACAACUCCCAGAUUCUCUUUGUUGAAGAGUGGUUGACAGCCCGAGGAUACAAAAAUAUUCAAACAGACCAGAUGGUUUUAUGGAGGCGCAAGCACAUGUCAAAUCUUGUCAACGCACUGGAUCUCGAUCAUCCGGACUACUCUCUCCCUAACAUCCCGGAAGCUGAGACUCCAGCCACAAAUGCCAAGGGUAAUUAUGUUGGCAGCUCUAAUUGCCAGUCUCGUCAUGCGCAAACACGGCCUCCUGUUCCAUAUGGAGAACAAGGCAAUACAACGGAUACCAACUCCUUGUGGUUUGAAGAGGGAUACAAAGAGGUGAUUGGCUACCUGACAGAGGGCCGCUACCUAGUGUUCGAGAAAGAUGGAUUGGCCAUAACUAACCCCGGCAACGGCCACACUCUCACCACCAGUCAUGCAACCCCUCAACAUAAUGAUAAAUCUCAGCGUUGGAUCAUUCAUUACAACAGCGACGAGGAAAGCCAAGUCUUCACUAUAUCGAGUGCGCUCGAUGGCCGAUGGGUUGGCUCACGUGGUGUCCUACUUCCAAAGAGCCAAAGCGCAAGUGCAGCUCAAGUGCGACUCUCUUUCCUGGGCAAUGGUCGCGGUUACACCAUCCAGUUCGUGGAGCAAAGCAAAUACGUUGAUAUCAACGCCCAGGGAUACUUGAGCGUUGACAGUACCCGAAUCGACGCUAUCGGUGGCUACAAGAUCUUCAGUGUUUCCUACCGGGACUAG